CGAUGCUUUGGUUUGUUCCAACGCGUCCAAAAGGCGGUGGCAGAAAUUUAGCUUAGUCCCACGUGAUCGUACAUACAGCUGGAAGGGAAGCCGUUUGUCACUCUCUCUUCCUUCCUCAAGGUCAAACGAUACACCGUAUUCUCUAGGAUUCCUCACGAACCAUGGCACCAAAUGCUGAAGAAGCCGAAGCUCACCAAGCACUCCUCGAUCAGCUCAAUAUCCACGACACUCCAAAACCUUUCAAGAACUCCCACUGGAAACCAAGUCAACGCCGCAACAAGAACAUCAAAACAAUCCUUGGAGACGCGAUUCGAAAAGAAGCGUCCCUCCAACCUACGCAAGACAAUAGCGGUGCCGCGACUCCCAAUCUCGACGAAUCUAGUACAUCCACCGACGAUGGAGAAUCCACCCCUGCCGUCUCGACUCCUGGCUCUAUGCUCCAACCCAAUCUCGCACAAGCUUCGAGAAGUCUGUCAAAGAUGGUGCUGGAGAAGAAUAUGAAGGCCUUUGAGUCCUCGUCUACGCCAUCUGCUACCUAUACCAAUAUCGAAGCUACGCCUACACUUGGUCAUCCUAAGCAUUAUUGUGAUAUUACUGGUUUGCCAGCACCAUAUACCGAUCCGAAAACGCGAUUGCGAUAUCACAAUAAGGAAGCUUUUGCGGUUGUUAGGAGUUUGGGCCCAGGUGUUGCGGAGCAAUACCUUGAAGCUCGUGGUGCCCACACAGUCUUGAAAUGAGCGAGACAAGCAUGGACAAUGCUUUCAAGAAGUAAAGAGGAUCUGGCACGUUGGGCACAAAGUAGAAGAUGUUUGCUCUAGUAGCCCUCGCCCUACUACCAAAGCUCGACACAUACACAGCAGUACAGUCUCAGGAUCCCCCUCUAGUAGCUAUGAGAAUACCCUGGCGCUCAUGCUG
Molecule: messenger RNA, 915 nt
Organism: Mollisia scopiformis
Lineage: Eukaryota; Fungi; Ascomycota; Leotiomycetes; Helotiales; Mollisiaceae
Exons: 1
Coding region: 162-737 (191 amino acids)
Biological process (GO): chromatin remodeling
Cellular component (GO): Ino80 complex
Source: RefSeq, a predicted model, not a curated record